Messenger RNA from Protobothrops mucrosquamatus (brown spotted pit viper), 1905 nucleotides. RefSeq names its product CMP-N-acetylneuraminate-beta-galactosamide-alpha-2,3-sialyltransferase 2. Gene Ontology annotation, molecular function: beta-galactoside (CMP) alpha-2,3-sialyltransferase activity. Lineage: Eukaryota; Metazoa; Chordata; Lepidosauria; Squamata; Viperidae. Bases 386 to 1354 code for a protein of 322 amino acids. The record is from RefSeq and is a predicted model, not a curated record. The transcript has 8 exons.
CAUAGAAUCACCAAGAAUUGGACAUGGCUGAAUGGACAUCAUCAUCAACCCACUUCUGCACAUAUUCUCAGCUAUAAAUCUCAUUGAAUUCAAUAGAGUUGAUUCCCAGGCUUCAGAAAAACUUUGAAGAUUGACCUGUUCAGUCUUGCACAGAAGGAAAGUAAUCCUGAUUUGAAGCAUUCUGAAGAUAUGGCAUCUCACUAUAAGAAUCUGCUCACAGAAUGAAUACAAUCUACUUUGGUUUUUCUAGACUUUAUCUACUUUGAAAACAAUCUAAUAAUACCUGAGUAAAGGAUUUAGCUCCAGUUAUAUCAUCCAGCAUGAUGAUUUUUAUUCUAUCAAAGACGCUAAACUAGCAGUUCAAACUGAACUGUUGGAGUGAACAAUGAUGUGUAAGAAGAAGUUGUGGAUUGCUCUGGCCUUAUGCGUUGCACUUUCCAUCUGGAAGAUAUAUAUUUCUGUUUCACUUUUGUCAAAAAGUCUUGAUGAGUGGCUAGUGCAAGACUCAUUCAUGAAAGAGGAAAUAUGUCACCAUAACAGAUGCAUUGGCCUAAGCCGCUGGGAUUGGUUUUGUGACCACUUUGAUGCCUCAGUAAACUGCCUGCUGAUUCUUGAAAACUCUGAUAUCCCACCAGAGGUUCUUCAGUGGUGGCUAAAGCUACAAAGAUCAAAAGAUGGCAGCCAAUUUCAGAUGAUAGUAAAAAAUCUGUUUGACCUCCUUCAGCCAGCUAGAGUUCAGGAUGUUGUUCACUGUGGAACCUGUGCUGUGGUGGGAAACUCAGGAAGGCUCAGGGGCUCUAAAUAUGGGGAGAAGAUAGAUUCUCACAAGUUUGUGAUGAGAAUGAACACUGCACAGGUUACAGGUUUUGAGGAAGAUGUUGGUACACGAACCACACACCAUUUCAUGUACCCAGAGAGUGCUGUGAAUCUCCACCCUAAUGUACAUCUUGUACUAGUCCCUUUCAAACCCCUGGAUCUCAAAUGGCUUGCCAGUGCUCUUUCAACAGGAGAUAUCCAGCAAACAUACAAAAGAGUUAAACGAUUUAUUAAAGCUGAUAAAAGCAAGAUUCUAAUAAUUCACCCUGUUUUCCUGAAAUAUAUCCAAGACAAAUGGACAUGGCAUCAUGGAAAAUAUCCUUCCACUGGGUUGAUUACACUGAUUUUUGCCAUCCAUACUUGCACACAGGUUUCUGUCUUUGGCUUUGGUGCAGACAGCAAUGGGAAUUGGCAUCACUACUGGGAAGACAACCGUUAUGCAGCAGCCUUUCGCAAGUCUGGAGUACACGAUGGCCCUUUUGAGCUACAACUCAUUGAAAGGCUGGCAAUUGAAGGCAAAUUGGCAUUCUAUAAAUAGUUUACAAUUUAAGAUGGUUUAAAUUCUCUCUGUUCUGGUUUCAAAGAAAAGCAAAACUAGAAUAAAACACAAAAAGAGGAGACAUUUCGGUUUGUUUAAUGCACUAAAUAUUAAAAACAUGAGUGACAUGGUUCUGCUUUUCUGAAUUUACGUAUUUUAGAACAACAGAGACUAUAAACACUAUUUGUUACUAGCUUCAGAUUUUGCUUCUUUCUCUGAGUAUGAAACCACAGACAGAACCAUUCAGAUUUGCUAGCUGUGUUUUUGACAGCAGAAGAAAUUGGAGCACCAAAAGUAGCACCAAAAGAAACAUAUUUCUGAUUAUUUUCAUAACAGGUAUUUGAAUGUGAACUAUACCUUUGAAUUUGAAAAAUAGGCUUUCUGAUAAUUCAUUUUGUGUUUCUCCUUCCCUCCAUCACAAUGUAUAAAUCAAGUUCUCAGUAAAUUAUCCAGAUUUUUAAUAUUAUUUUAAUAUUAUUUGAAAAUUAUUAUUUUAAUAUUAUUUGAAAAUGAUUGCUGGAGGUAUGUUUAUUAAACUUAUACACUACCCA